Molecule: messenger RNA, 2253 nt
Organism: Myripristis murdjan (pinecone soldierfish)
Lineage: Eukaryota; Metazoa; Chordata; Actinopteri; Holocentriformes; Holocentridae
Gene: sack1fb
Product: family with sequence similarity 83 member Fb
Exons: 5
Coding region: 96-1649 (517 amino acids)
Biological process (GO): signal transduction
Molecular function (GO): protein kinase binding
Source: RefSeq, a predicted model, not a curated record
CUUUCGGGUUUACCUGUCGGGACUCUCACAGGUAAACAAGCUGUGACAGCGUCUCUGCGCUCCAGGGGUGCGGGGUCCCUGCCGCCUCCGCAGCCAUGGCCGAAUCCCAGCUCAUGUGCAUGGAAGACGGCCACAUCCACGCCAAGAUCCCGGAGUCCAAACCGGAGUUUUACUACAGCGAAGAGCAACGCGCCGCAAUCGAGGAGCUCCUGCGCAAGGGGGACGGCGCCUUCAAAAUGCGCCUGGAGGAGGACAAGGUGAAAGACUUCUUAUCCGCCCGAGAGGUGAAAUGGAUCCGGAGCGUUUUCAAAGAGUACGAGGCGCUUCAAGAAGAGAAGGAGAGCCGGGCGCCGCCGUCCAAGUCGGUGGAACGGACCGGCACGGACGCAGACUCCGGGGUUCAUUCCACCUACUGGCCGGAGAUGUCGGACACCGAGGUGCCGCCGCUGGACAUCGGCUGGCCCAGCGGGAUGUUGUUCAGAGGGGUGACCCGGGUGACCAUGCACACGCACCCGCCCAAAGACAACGGGCCCCACAUCAAGGAGGUGGUGCGCCGGCUCAUCCAGGAGGCCAGCAAGGUGAUCGCCAUAGUGAUGGACAUGCUCACAGAUCUGCACAUCCUCCAGGACCUGAUGGACGCGGCCUGGCGUCGCGCCGUGCCCGUCUACAUCUUGCUGGAUGACCAAGCCGUGCCGCACUUCCUGGAUAUGUGCCACAGGCUGAAAAUCGCCGAGCAGCACCUUCGGAACAUCCGCACCAGAACCCUGCGUGGAACCGGCUUUGCCCUGUCCUUCGGCAGACUGCCCGGCUCGCUCUGUAAUAAAUACAUGCUGGUAGAUGGGGAAAAAGUCAUGUUUGGCUCCUAUAGUUUCUCCUGGUGCACGUCUCGUAUGGACCGAAACAUGAUCACGGUGAUGACGGGCCAGGUGGUUGAGUUCUUUGAUCGAGACUUCCGGGAGCUUUACGCCAUCUCCGACAAAUUAGACCUCUACAAAGAGUUCAACAUCGGCCGGCCCGCCAACAGGACUGCCACCUUUACGCGCGCUAAAGUGGAUCGCCCUCCUUUACCAGCCACCACAUCCCGGUUCCAGGUCAGCUUAGGCGACUCGCGGAAGGGUGACAUCAAAGUGCCUGCACACAAAUACUACAACCCCAAAUACUUCUUGGUGUUUGAGGACCGGCCGCGUCCACCUGGGUCCCUACAAGAGUCAGGAAUCAGGAAGGCGUCGGUCCUGGCUGAGAUUCAAGAGGACAUGGACGCAGGGAGGCCCAGAGCAGCCAGCAGUGAGAAGAUGGACAGGCUGAAUCCACUGCCUUCAGAAGACAUGCAAGAAAGCCUCAAGAAGCCCUUUGGGGUUUCUCUGAGCAAGAAACCACGGUUCACGUUCAAGUCGAAACUCUUCAAGGGGAAGUCGCCCAGUAAGCUUUCAGUCAAUAGCACGGAAAGCAGCCGGUGCCCGUCCCCUGCGGAAACCAGCAAGGCCGAUGAGGGCGAGGACAGCCUGGAGGUGUUUGUGAAAUCUCCAUCCAGGCGUAAGACUAAGAAGUUCUCUAAGUUUGGCUCAAAGAGUGAAUCUGUGCUGACGGGACAGGACAAUGAGAGCCUAAAGUCUGGACAGGAGUCAAAACCAUCUUGCAUUUUGUCCUGAUCCAAGGUGCCGCGCUAUGAAGUCCAACCAGUCUUUUACCGCAGAGUGUCAUUACACAUUCUUAAGACUUCCAUAAUUACUUCCUUAAAACUCAUGACACCUCGGGUUGUGCAGUGUUGUGGAUACUUCAUCACGCCGUACUGAAUGUAUGUCAGGUGUGUUUUUGGUUUAUAACAAAGUUCUUAACAAAAUCAGUGCCUUACACAAAGUAGGUGCCUCCUGACCAAGCGAAUGUGUCUUCCUGCUGUUGUAAAAUGUCCUCUUUUAUGUGUUUGAUGCCAAAGUCCAGUGCCACUACUAACAAUGGGUGAACUUCUUUAACACCUCCACCUCCACCAGCUGCUAAGAAGAACAAACAUCUUGACUUUUCACAGUUACCUCUUGCUGCCAUUUGAAGCUGCCAGCGUGUAAAGCCUCUCUUUGUGUAGACUUCAACUCGUAAAUCAUUCUUAGAGGGCCGCCACACCAGCACUUGAGGUUAUGUGUCUAAUUCACCCCAAUUCAAACCCCUUCAAGUUACAGAGGUAUUUGUUUCCACCAAGCGAGUAAUUUCAUCUCAUGUAUGUGCCAAAUGAAGCACUGUUCUAUUGCACUACUUCAUACC